Molecule: messenger RNA, 3680 nt
Organism: Durio zibethinus
Lineage: Eukaryota; Viridiplantae; Streptophyta; Magnoliopsida; Malvales; Malvaceae
Source: RefSeq, a predicted model, not a curated record
UUUUACGGUAUUCCCCUGCAAAAGUUUUAUUCACAAAAAAAAAAAAAAAGGAAAGCUCAGUCAUCACUUUCUCACUUUCUGGCUCCGAAAAGAAAAACGAAAACCCUAACUUUCUCUCGAGUAAAUCCCCUUUCUCUCUUGCUGAAUCUGGCUGUCGUCUUUUCAAUUUGUGGUUUUUCCCGUGAGUUUCUAGGUUUCAAUGGUGUGAAAUCGAGGCCUUAGACUCAGUUUUUAAAGGAUCUGUUUCUGUAUAUUUAGGUACAUAAAAUAAUUUUGUUCAUCGAGAGAAAUAGCUAUGGCGGCAUCUGAUAAAGAGCUGGAGCUACUGUUAAUGGAGGCUGGGAACAGGCUCGUUGAACCUCCCUCGUCAGUUGAUGAGCUCAUACCUCUCCUUGACCAAGUUGAGAGUUUUCUUUCAAGGGUGGAACAAUCACCAAGCCAAUCAAUGCAAAAUGCUCUCUCCCCAUCACUCAAAGCAUUGGUUGCAGAGCAGCUUUUCAAAAAUCAUGAUGAUGAUGUCAAAGUUGCAGUUGCUGCUUGCAUCAGCGAGAUAACAAGGAUAACCGCUCCAGAUGCUCCAUACGAUGAUGACCAAAUGAAGGAAGUUUUUCAACUGAUUGUAUCAUCGUUUAAAAAUUUAUCUGACAAGUCCAGCCGCUCAUUCAUUAAGAGAACCUCGAUUCUUGAAACUGUUGCCAAAGUCAGAUCAUGUGUGGUGAUGUUGGAUCUUGAAUGUGAUGCACUAAUCAUUGAGAUGUUCCAGCAUUUUCUUAAGGCAAUAAGGGAUUAUCAUGCGGAGGCUGUCUUUACAUCAAUGAUGACUAUUAUGACCCUUGUAUUGGAAGAAAGUGAAGACAUCUCUGCAGAGCUGCUCUCCCCGCUCUUAGCUAGUGUAAGGAGGGAUAAUGAGGAAGUUCUUCCGGUUGCUCGGAGGUUGGCAGAGAGAGUGCUUGAAAACUGUGCAUCAAAGCUGAAACCUUACCUAACACAAGCUGUAGAGAACUUGGGGAUUUCUUUUGACGAGUAUAGUAGUGUAGUUGCUUCCAUAUGCCAAGUGACAUCUGGCGCUGUGGAGAAGAAUGAUGCUGCUACUGACAAACGUGUGGAUGAUAAAGAGAUUCCUAAAGAAGCAGUUUCAAAUAAGCAAGUUGAUCUUGCAAAUGAAAAGUCUACCAAGUUAGUAGUAAGCAAUGGCAUUUUGCAAACUGCUGAGGAUGAUUUGCUGGCUGAUUCAAACUCUGUAAAGAAGCAAGAGGAUGGCCAUCUUUCUGAUACAUCCAAGAAUGCUGAUACAUUAACUGUUGCUGAACCUGAUAGAUUGGAAGCUGAGAAAGUGGUCAAUUCAGAUUGUAAGUCAGAGCAAAGUACUAUGGAAAAAGGGAGGAAAUCUGACUUGAAAUCAAGCGAACCUUCUGAUAGCUCUCAUGUCGAUGAGAAGGAUGCUGAGACCUUAACAGACCAUAAAAGUGACAGCAAGGAUGACAUUGGUUCACCUCGUGAGGAUCUGUCCGUUGACGGGGCUGUAUACUUGGAAAAUAAAAGAGAGACAGAUGUUCUGCCUUCCUCACCAAAAGCAACUGAGGAUGUUGCUUCCCCAACACGCAGUGGGACUGUAGCUGAUGAUAUUCAUUCCAAAAGGGCUGCACGGCCAAAAAGGAAAGAGAGCUUGAGCAGGGAGACCACAUCUUCUGUUGAUGAUGUCUCUAAGAAGGCAGGUGAAGGAACAAGUGACUCAGAAGCAAAAACAAAUCGACGAUCAGGGAAAAAGGUUGCUACUGUUGUUUCCAACAAGAAUAAUAUUCCAGCUGAUGUGGAUGAAACUAAGAAAGAAAGUGGCACUGCAAGUGAUUUAGAGGCAAAAUCACUGAAGCAGUCGACCAAGAAGGUGGAUUCAAGCAGUAAUAAUGUAGAUGGAUCCUCAUCAAGGCAACUGGAGAAUAAGAAAAGGCGAGCUCGGGGAAAAAUUGUUCCUGAGAAAGAUGGAACAAAAACCUCAACCAAGAAUGAUGAUGAGGAAAUGGUUGCUUCUCCAAAGUCAGUGAAGCCAAACAAACAUGAUUCUCACAUGGAGGAGAUCCCUAAGACAAAUUCCAAGAGAAAGCAAAUCCCAAAUAAAGAAAAAGCAUCUGAUUCUAUAGAAUAUGGUGAGAAUCUGGUUGGCUUGAAGGUGAAGGUCUGGUGGCCAAAAGACCGUGUGUUCUAUGAAGGUGUUAUUGAAUCGUUUGAUUCUGUUAAAAAGAAGCACAAGGUGUACUAUAAUGAUGGUGAUGAAGAAAUUUUAAGUCUUAAGAGAGAAAAGUGGGAGGUGAUUGAAGAUGAGUCUGGGUCAAAUGAGGAAGAAGCAGCUGAUCAUCCAAUUCCUGAUGGUUCAUCUGAAAUGCCUCAAAAGAAGAAAGCAAAAAAAGCUGAUCAGCCAAGCAAGAAAACUAAGAUGGAUGCUUCACCGAAAAGGGGUGGAGGAGCAUUGUCUGGAAAAUCGAAGGGUGCUGCCAUAAAGUCUGGUCACAAAACAAUGGAAGAUGGUAAAGUGGAUGGCAAAUCCAAAGAUGGCUCCGAGAGUGCCAGUAAAUCAGACAAUGACAAUGUUGCCAAAUCCAAGGAUCACACCUCCAAAAUUGGUAGUAAAUCAGUUGACGAUGCUUCAAAAGUAGGCAACAAAUCUAAGAAUGAGGACAGUGGUGACAUAGCUAAGUCUACCAAAUCCAAGGAUGAUGGCUGUGUUACGCCAAGAGCUUCCACAAAGUCAAAGCAAGACACGCCAAAGACAGCCAAGGCCAAGCCAGAAAACCCCAAGAUUUCGUCUAAUUCUAAGGGUCUUAAAAGUGGUGGGAAAUCUUAUACUGAUGGUACUGGGAAAUUAAAAUCUGGUUCAUCAAAGGCGAAAGAAAGUGAGAGUGUGAAAGAGAAGUCUGCCAAUUCAGCGAAGGUUGUGGAAGGUACAAAGCGGAAGUCAACAAGUUCAUCCAAGGCGCAGGGAAGUGAUUCCAAGUCUGGAAAGAAGCAGCGAAGAUGAGCCAAAGUUCACUUCAACUGCAUUGACAUUGCCAAGGGCUGUUUCUCCUGCAACGUGGAACUUGGCUAAAUCCUAGUGUUUGUUGCAGACAUCUUAGAUAAUCCUGGUGCUGCGUUCACAGCUAGACAUGCAUUUGGUAUUUUGAUGUAGUUCUUAGGUUUGUGGCUAGCAAAUAUUCACAGUUACUGUAGUUUAUAGUGUUUGUAGGGUUAAAGGUUUUUUCUUUUGUGGCUAGAUGGAAUUCCUAUUAUUUAAGGUGCAGCAGCAUUAGGAUACAUUGGGUUAGCCUUUUUUGCCUCUAAUUAAAGAGUUGCUUUCUAUAGAUAAUGUAAUCGAUCCCGAAACUUUGUGGAAGCAGUUGGUGGGUGGUGUAUCUUCUGUUCAAUGCCUUCAAUCCUACUGACUGCAUAAUUUAUCUUGCAUAUAUGAUUUACCGUGCAUGUUUGGUCUGUUGCAUAUCGCCUAAUGAAAAGGGUCGAAGGACUGGCCUACUUUAUAGACAUCUAGAUGUAAGGGAAUACGCUCGACAAGAUCUUGAUUUUUCAUCUUUGAUGGUAUGCGCUUGGGAGAUGAAUGGUGAGAUACGGAAUACAGGAACAACACGGCUCACAGUGAUAAUUGAAAACACGAGAUGAUGAUAUUAUGAAAAUGAUAAAAAAAUAAGAAA